AUGUCACAUCAAGCCUGGACCAUCGCUGACUUACCACACCGUCAUUGGAAAUUAAAAUAUUUACCUGACGAAUUUCGUGCUUGCGAUAUAAAAGAUGAAAACCAUCCAUAUUACAGUUUAUUACAAACUUUCGACCAACUAAGGGACUUACGUUAUUAUACCGAUGACAUUCCCAUGUUGGUCAGCUUGGAACCGAAGCUAAAACAGAUCGGCAAGAUCAUUGAUAAAUUGAUCGACUUACCUGGUCCUCAUGCUAAAGGAAUCUUUGAUUUUACAGCCCUUUCGGCUUAUGUUCAUACCAUUAACGAUCUAUGGUCUAAAAGAAAUCAAAUGUUCAUGACUCCAAUAUGGAGGCAGCCUUUAGGUUACGAAAUGAGUCAUUAUACUGAAAGCUUAGUCUAUGAUCCUGAAUUAUACACCCAACUUACUAAUAUUAGCCUUAUAUUUGACUGGUGGCUGGGGAAACCUCAAUUCGAUUUUUGGAUUGGCAUAAUUGACCUAAAUUUUGACAUUUAUCCAACUCAGUUGGAGGCUUACGUUAAUUGGUGUAAGUUUUUAUACAAUCUAGAUUAUCACUUAUAUUAUAUCCUUGUUUCACAAAUUGCCUAA
This is a messenger RNA of Racocetra fulgida, 609 nucleotides long. NCBI's taxonomy places the organism in Eukaryota, Fungi, Glomeromycota, Glomeromycetes, Diversisporales, Gigasporaceae. The record is from the annotation of a GenBank genome assembly.